This is a messenger RNA of Ipomoea nil (Japanese morning glory), 1926 nucleotides long. RefSeq lists its product as uncharacterized. The transcript is spliced from 4 exons. The coding region runs from base 1 to 1926 and encodes 641 amino acids. The record is from RefSeq and is a predicted model, not a curated record. NCBI's taxonomy places the organism in Eukaryota, Viridiplantae, Streptophyta, Magnoliopsida, Solanales, Convolvulaceae. Gene Ontology annotation, molecular function: zinc ion binding; nucleic acid binding.
AUGGAACGACAUAGAGCACCUCCUGAACUAACAGGUGACAACUAUGCGUACUGGAAGGCCCGCACCAAAAUUCAUCUACGAGCUCAAGGGGAGAAGGUUUGGAGGGCUGUUCUCACUGGUUGGUCUCAUCCUACCAAAGAUGGAGACAAUACAGGAGAUCCUCCAGCCUUCAAACCAGAGGAAGAAUGGACAGAGACUGAGAUAACUACCGCAAGCUACAAUCAUAAAGCGUUAGAUACUAUAUUUUCUUUAAUGCAUGAGAGUCAAUUUACCAUUGUUGCAGGGUGUGAUUCGGCUAAAGAAGCUUGGGAUGCCUUAGAAACUACCUAUGAAAGAACUGCAUCGGUUAAACAAUCCAAACUUCAAAUGGUUCAAACCGACUUUGAAGAUCUAAAGAUGAAAGAUGAUGAAACCAUAGUGGAUUUUCAUGCUCGGGUACAAGAACUAGCCAAUAGGGCAAGCAUUCUAGGCGAACCAAUCACUCAAGAAAGACUCGUCAAAAAGAUUCUUCGCUCACUCCCUCCAAGGUUUCGAAUGAAAGUCACAGCCAUUCAGGAGCACGAUGGAUGGGAAAAGAAAACGGUACAACAAUUGAUGGGGAGCCUACAAACUUAUGAGACGAAAAUCUUAGGCGGACCUGAAACAAAAGGAAAAACCGUAGCAUUCACUGUAGAAGACGCUGGAGCAGUUUCUGAUCCAGAUGAGGUAAAACAAAGACAAACUGGAAAACUUGGCAAGUUUCAAGGUAAAAAAGGAUCAGGAUCGAGUGCAAAUCGAAACAAUCAAAGAUCAAACUCAUCCAGCCAACGACCAGGUGCAUCUAGGAACUCUCAAUCUAAAGACAAAACCGGAGGCAAAGGGAUCAAAUGUUAUGAAUGUGAAGGGUAUGGCCAUGUGCAGGCUGAAUGUCCAACCUAUUUGCGAAGAAAGAAGUCAAUGAAAGUUGCCCUUACCUGGAGUAAUGAUGAUGAACCAGAAACUGAUCCAGGUUUUGAUCCAGAUGAGAUCUCCGGAAACUUUGUUGCCUUUACAGCUCUUACAACUACAGUUAGCAUUCUAGAAAAUGCCAAAAAGGUGUAUCUAUCCAAAAUAUCAGACAGGGACAGCAUCAUUGAAGACAGUCUCAAGAAAGAAGAAACUCUCAAACAUGAGCUGGAAGAUCUCAAAAAGGAACUGGAGCAACUCAAACGCAAGAUAAAAAUGAUGGACAACACAUCCACUUUAGACCAAAUUUUAGAGUCUGGACGAAAGAAAUCUACAAAAUAUGGGUUAGGCUACUCUGGAGGAAAGGACAAAGCGGCUACAAUUUUCGUCAAAGCCUCAGGCCCUGACCCAGUCUCUGGAGCCGAUCAAGAUAUUCCAGAAACUAGUAUAGCUCGACGUCAAGUCAAAUUUGCUCAAAGAAAAAAUUCAAUCAAGAUUAGAAUAUAUAAUCCUAUAUGUCAUUACUGCAGGGUACGCGGACAUACAAAACCGGAGUGCUUCUACUUCUACAAAGACCAACGUUUUGAGAAAUACACAAACAAGUCUAUCACUCCUUUUAUCAAGCAAAUUUGGGUGAAGAAAAGUGACUUUGUCUGUCAUGUCUCUUUCCACUCUACGAGUACUAACAGAAAAGAGAGAUGGUACUUCGAUAGUGGAUGCUCGCGGCAUAUGACGGGUGAGGCUAAGUUUCUAAACAAUAUAAAGGGAAGUACAGGAGAAGUAACUUUCGGCGAUGGUGUUAAGGGAAAGAUCACUGGAAUUGGCACUCUAAAUGUCACAGGUCUACCCAAACUCAAACAAGUUCUCUUGGUGGAAGGUUUGCAUUCAAAUCUGAUUAGUAUCAGCCAAUUAUGUGAUCAGGAGUGGAAAGUCUGCUUUACAAAAGACAGCUGCAACGUCACAGACUGCAAAAAGAACUGUGUCAUGGAAGGUCCAGCAUAA